Messenger RNA from Prunus mume (Japanese apricot), 1079 nucleotides. RefSeq lists its product as uncharacterized. The record is from RefSeq and is a predicted model, not a curated record. Lineage: Eukaryota; Viridiplantae; Streptophyta; Magnoliopsida; Rosales; Rosaceae.
AUCUUCUUCUGAAACAUUUUAUAGCUGCCACUGCCAGGUCGAGAUGCAAGCCUCAGUCUGCAUACAAACUUCACCAUCCUCUCUUUCCAGUUUGAGACCUACCCACAACGCUCUUCUGGGUCACUCUCUGUCUUCAAGACCAUGCUUGUCUCUCAAAAAAAGAGCGUCUUUGACCACCAGAGCACUUCUAUCAACUACCAAGGAAUCAGUCUUGAAGGACUUUCAUGAACGCAGAGCUCUCAAGAUUAUUUCAGGUUUGCAGAAUUUUGACAAAGAAAAUGUUGCAUCAGUCAUCACUGCGGCAGAGCAGGGAGGAGCAACUCAUGUGGAUAUAGCUUGCGACCCAGAGUUGGUGAAGCUUGCCAUAGGUUUAACUUCUCUUCCAGUUUGCGUUUCAUCUGUCGAUCCAGCGGCAUUUCCAGCUGCUGUUGAAGCAGGAGCACUGAUGGUUGAGAUUGGAAACUAUGACUCAUUUUAUGAGAAGGGUGUGAUUUUCACUCCAGAGCAGAUAUUAAAUCUAACAAAGGAGACAAAGAGGAUUCUUCCAUCUGUGACCUUAUCAGUCACCGUACCUCAUACACUAAGCCUCCCAGAUCAGGUCAAGCUUGCAGAGAUGCUAGAGCAGGAAGGUGUAGACAUCAUUCAAACAGAGGGAGGAAAAUGUUCGAGUCCCUCAAAAUCAGGCGUUCUUGGGUUGGUCGAGAAGGCAACGCCAACAUUAGCAGCAGCAUAUUCGAUAUCACGGGCUGUCAAGAUCCCCGUCAUGAGUUCAUCGGGACUGAGUGCAGUUACAGCACCAAUGGCCAUAGCAGCAGGAGCCGCCGGAGUGGGUGUGGGCUCUGCAGUGAACAAGCUCAAUGAUGUGGUUGCAAUGAUUGCAGAAGUCAGGAGUAUCUCCAACUCAUUAGGAGCACCAGCUGAUAGGCGUGCUACUUCUGAAGGAAAAGUUUUGAAAAUGUAAUCCAUAAGUUUAUUUUCAUAGGAUAGGUGACCAAAAAAUAGCGAGGUCUUUAGUGCUGUAUACAGAGACAUUGUUGGGAUUGUUUCCAAAUAAAUAAGAGCAGUAGUUACCUUUCCUU